Messenger RNA from Solea solea (common sole), 6215 nucleotides. It is a transcript of the gene pip4k2aa, whose product is annotated as phosphatidylinositol-5-phosphate 4-kinase, type II, alpha a. The record is from RefSeq and is a predicted model, not a curated record. Gene Ontology annotation, molecular function: phosphatidylinositol kinase activity. Gene Ontology annotation, biological process: phosphatidylinositol metabolic process. Lineage: Eukaryota; Metazoa; Chordata; Actinopteri; Pleuronectiformes; Soleidae. The transcript has 11 exons. The coding region runs from base 870 to 2201 and encodes 443 amino acids.
CGAGCUGUCAUUUGACAGCGGCACAAAUGAAUCCCAGUGCCGCAGUAGUAGGAGCUGGUCACCCGUUUGGAAGCACGUCUGAACAUCGGCGUUAAAUUCAAACGGGACACGAACAUGGCAGGAUACAUGCCAGUCUCUGCAAACUGAGCACAAACGCGUAGGAGGAGUAUUCAGCCGCGCGGUUGUAAGCUGCCAGCUAAUGAUAAGAGCUAGCUUUGCAGGCUAGUGGUAACUGGCUAACCAACGGAGCCCCGCGCUGUGCUGUCAGUGGGCAGCUGGCACGUUAGCGAAGGUCGGUGCGGACUAAUGUUAGCUGGUCGUCAAGAGCAUUUAGUUAGCCAUUCGCUUUUACCAACAUAUCAUUUAACAGGUUGUUGAAAGGCUGCGUGGCGCGUCAUCGGUUUCCCCUCUGUCACGGUGCUUCGUUUGUUAACCGUUUUGCGCUAAUUGUACGAAAUUAUUCGCUAAUGUGUUGCUAGCUAGCGAGCUACACGGGUAUGCUAACGCCAGCUCAGUGAGAGCUCACGGGCAGAGGUGCGGAGAGCCCUAGGCAAGUCAAGGAAGGAAGAGAGGUGACUUAUGAUGUGGGAUGAGGGAAGCAGCGGUAUGUCAGUAGGCAAAGGGGAGAAGCAGUAUUAACUUAAAACACAUCGCGUGUUUCACCCUCCACACAUACUCGUCGACAUAGAACCACAGCGUCAGUUAGGCUGUGAGGGGCGUUGGAUGAAGGAAAAGAAUUGGGGCACUUUGAUUUCCGAACAGGCUAAAUGAAUAGUGUUGGUGUGGUUUAGUCGUGAACCGGUGGCCUCUUCCAGGCAAAAUACUCUGUCGAGAUCAUCGUACAUUAAUCGGCCAGUUUGCUUUUUAAGAUGGCUACGGCGAGCAGCAUUGCCGCAUCCAUUGCGAGCAAAACGAAGACCAAGAAAAAACACUUCGUUGCUCAAAAAGUGAAGCUCUUCCGUGCCAGCGACCCUCUGAUCAGCGUGUUGAUGUGGGGAGUCAACCAUUCGAUAAAUGAGUUAAGCCACGUUCAAAUCCCCAUUAUGCUCAUGCCGGAUGACUUCAAGGCCUAUUCGAAGAUCAAAGUGGACAACCACCUCUUUAACAAGGAGAACAUGCCCAGCCAUUUCAAGUUUAAGGAGUACUGCCCCCUGGUGUUUCGAAACCUCAGAGAGCGGUUUGGCAUUGACGAUCACGACUUCUCGAAUUCUCUGACACGUAGCGCUCCCUUGAACAGUGAGGCCCAGGGACGGAGCGGCGCCCGUUUCCACACCUCCUAUGACAAACGCUACGUCAUCAAAACCAUCAGCAGUGAGGAUGUCGCUGAAAUGCAUAACAUUCUGAAGAAAUACCAUCAGUUCAUCGUGGAGUGCCACGGCAACACACUUCUGCCUCAGUUUCUGGGGAUGUACCGACUCACAGUGGAUGGAGACGAGACCUACAUGAUUGUUACGCGCAAUGUUUUCUCCCACCGCCUCUCUGUCUACAAAAAGUAUGAUCUCAAGGGUUCCACUGUGGCAAGAGAGGCCAGCGACAAGGAGAAGCAGCCGCCCCAACCAGAGGAUGCGCCCCCGCGGCCCAAAUCUGGUAACGUUCAGCAAAGGCUGCAAACACUGCGGAUUGCCACGCGCUUUUACUGCGCCAUGAAACACGUAAGAGAUGCCAAGGAGCUGCCCACCUACAAGGACAACGACUUCAUCAAUGACGGGCAGAAGAUCCACGUUAAUGAGGAGAACAAGAAAAUGUUCCUGGAGAAGCUUAGAAAAGAUGUGGAGUUCCUGGCCCAGCUAAAGCUCAUGGACUACAGUCUGCUGGUGGGGAUCCACGACGUCGAGCGAUCCGAGCAAGAGGAAGUGGAGAGCGAGGACAACGAGGCUGAGGAGGAGGGCGAGAGUGACGGAGGGGGCGUCGGGACGCCCCCCGACAGCCCCAGCAACACCCUGGACAGCACCAAGCCUCUGUCGCCCGGAGAGUUUGAUCCCACCAUCGAUGUCUAUGCCAUUAAAAGCAAUGACAGUGCUCCCAGGAAGGAGGUGUACUUCAUGGCCAUCAUAGACAUCCUGCAGCAUUACGAUGCCAAGAAGAAAGCUGCCCACGCCGCCAAGACUGUAAAACACGGGGCCGGAGCGGAAAUCUCCACGGUGAAUCCUGAGCAGUACUCGAAGAGAUUUUACGAUUUCAUCGCCACUAUCCUGUCAUAGCCUCCAGGAGCGACGGGAGGGGGGGCACGGAGGCACAUGAGGAAGGGAGGGCGAGUGGGUAGGAGGGCGGAGAAGAAAAGUGACGGAGAGGAAAGAAAACCAUUGAGAAGCUGAUUAAUAAGGUGUCGAGAUGGUUUUCUGUCCUCUCAUCUGUUGUCCUCUCUCCUCCUCCCCGCGCGUUUAUCUCUUUUAGUGGGGUGCCACGCUCUGCAGCUAAAGAAAAAACAUCAAUCGUUUACAUUUAACCUCUCCUCUGUUGAGUUUUGUUUCCCGUGUUCUGUUGGACGAUAAGGGUGUCGAAAGCAAGUGUUCAAGUUUUUACAUUUUUAUUUUUUAAUGAUUUGUUUUACUAGUUUUGUUUUUGUGGGGAAUAUUGCUUUUUCAUUGCCUCUAACAUUCGGCGUUGUCGUGGGUUUCUUUGUUUAGUUCUUUUUAAUAUUUUGAUGUUUGUAUUUGUGUUUGCGAUGUUCAGAGGCAGGAUGGGGAGGGUUUGGAACGGUGUGCGAGUGCAUAUGUUAGAUAACAGCACAACGUCCUUCUUUCUGAGUGAAAGCUUGCGUGUGAUGAGAAUAAGGAAGUUUAUGUUGAGCCUCUAAUGCAAUUGCUUUAUUUCAGGAAGUAGGAAGCAGUCUUCCAAUAGGCCAACGGCCAGACUCUGCCCUGCAAAUGCUAUACAAGUACUCGGCCAAACAAAUCUUCCUGUUUCGGUUCCAACCCUUUAGAUGCGUCCUCUUCCCCUCGCGUUCCGUCACGUGUGUCGUUUAUGAAUUGGGCUCCCGGGUUCUCCUCGUGCCACACGUUCAAACCCACACUCCUCUGAGUUCACUCAUUACAAUGAAUUAUAGCGCUUGUUCCGUGCACUUGUCCUGUCCCCCGUCCCCCUUUCGCUUCGUCGUGGCGCACGAAAGCGACCGAGCUAAAGACAUGUCAUACAGCGUCGUCUCCGCGCGUUCCCUCUCUGAAUAUUUUGGGCAUUGUGACUUUAAAGUUGUGGUUUCUAUUCCUGUGAUGGAGAAUGACCCGGAUGUUUUAUGUGGCUGUAAAAAAACCAACAAAAAAAAAUUUAAGUCACUCCUCGUGUAAGAUUGAGCAGCCCCCACACUUUCUGUAGCCAUCAGCACCUUAUGAGUAAAAAAAAAAAAAAAAAAAGUUGCACUUUUUUGUUGUUAGGUUAGGAAAAGGAACAUGGCUCUCUUUAGAAUUGAAUCUUAAAAGCCUGAUCGUGAACUCUGUCUCGUCCACCACGUCGUACCUGUGAGCACUACUACUCGGGGAAGGUGCAUGCAUUGUCGUUUUUGUCUUUUUUGAUCCUUGUAGAAGUGCUCCGUGGUGGCGUGGCAGGUGUUUUUUUGGGACCAGGCUAUCAAGUGUGACCGUGCUCGUGCAUUCAGGGCAAACGGAAGACAGUUUUACCUCCAGCGUCACACCAGCACACGCCAGCGGUGGCGUGUGUCUGUGUGUCAGUGUUCAGAAGUUUUACAGGCGGGGGAGAAAAAGAGAACAGGGAGGAGAGAAGUGGGGAUGAGUCGCUGCGCAUGUGUAAAGAUGCGUGUUCAGUCGUAAAACAAACAAAAACACCGACAGCAUCGUUCUCUUCCCUAACCUCAGCUGUGAGUCUGUUACUCAUCGUUGUUUGUGUUGUUUUUUUACAAGUGGUUUAUCUGUGUUUGAAUUUGGAGGUGAUGAAUUGAUGUGCUAAUCUUGUUUUUGUUUCGUUUUGUUCCACUUUUGAGUUGUUUUCUUUGUAUAUUUUGCACAAGAGGAAAGGAACCAAAUGUUACGAAUCUGAUCCCAAUUAGUCGAUAUGGUCUUAACAAGGGAAAUGCAAUAUAUCUGUGUUUGUCGGUGAGAAAAGUUGUCGUUGUGCGCGUGACGUUGUGUAUCACCUCUCGAUAACCAACAAGUACCGUCGUCGUCCUUUUUUUUUGACUCUUCUUACCCACGUGAAAAGCUUCCAUUGCAAUAUGUUUGCUUAGAUAUCAUAGAUUAUAUUCACAUUUAUAUUUUUACAUUGGAUUUUAGUCAUGAAGCAUAGUUGUAUUUAAAAAAAAAAAACCAACGGAAAAAAAAGAAAUAAAACCAGGAGCCACCCGUGGGAAUGAAUGAUGACGAUGAUGAUGCUGUGGUUGAUGAAGAAUGAUAGUGUUUGAAUUUACCCGAUGCUUCGUAUAGAUGUACUCCAAAAAGACAAAAAAAAAAAAGAAUUGCAUGUCGCAGGACUAAAUUUUCCGUCGCCCUCUGUCGUCCGUGUUGUUAACCGUUUACCACUUUAACCACAUUUGUGAGCCGCGCUCCGCGUAAAAACCUCGUCCCUUACCAUGCUUUAAAUAACUGUUUUUUUUCAUUGUAUACACUGUGCAAGAUGUGUGCCUUUAUACUCCGAAAUUAUUUAAUUUUAUAUUUUGUAAUCUUUUUUUUUUCUUUUUUAAAGAAAAAACAACAAAGGUAAAUGGUUAUUUUAAUAAUGGGUUGUUUUACUUUGACAUGCAUUAUUUCCUAAUGUGUUUUCGACCACCUCCCCCCUCUGUGUGUGUGUGUGUGUGUGUGUGUGUUGGAUUUGUUCCUGUUUUCAGUCGGUAAAAUACAGAUUGUGUUUCUAACCGACGAGAAAGGAUGCUUUCAGCUACGUUAAGUUUUAAGAUGGUGGAUCUGUCGUCCUGAUGUUUUCCUCAUUUUCAAACUGGAGCUAGUGUCUGCUGAUACUGAUCCCUUUUGUCGUCGUUUGUUGUUCAUGCUGGUCCUGCCUUUAAAAAGAAUAUGUGUAUGUGGCAGUGAAACGUGGAGUCCAUGUCGAUUGAUUGUGUUUUGUUCCCAAUUUGUCCCUCCCUCGUCCCAAAUCCCAGUGCAGAUGUGACUUUUUUUUUUUGUCCGAUAUUUCACCUCCCUAAUGUUCGACUCUUGCGUUAGUUUUCGAAGCCAGUUCAGGUUUUCUCGCUUCAUUACCUCCGUGUCAUUUUUUUUGGUCGUUGUGUGUAACCCGGAUCACCUGCUUGUUAUCAGGGAGAUCAUCAGCUGAUCGUUCGCUUUGAGUCAGUGGUUAGUUGAUGUGUCUGUGUUCUUUCACUGUCAGUGGGCCGUUUUCAUGUACAUAUUCAGUAGUUUGUGUCAUAAGAAACAACAAAAAAAAAAAACGGAAUGAGGAAACACAAUCAACACAAAUCGUGUUUGCUGUUUGGUUUCCUUUUAAGUCACAUAUUCUUUGUUUUUUCUAAUAAUAACUGGAUUUCAUGCAAUGGCGUCAACGCCAGACUGUAACAGAUGCAAACUAUAAGACACUUGUACAGUAAAAACACAGCCGUACCUUGGAAUGAAUAAGUCGUGACUUGUGUCAUGCGUGAAUAAACAGCCAUUAACCACAACCACCAGUCGACCUGCUGCCAGCUUAACUUACCCCCCUCCAAAAAAUGCUCCACAUGAGCUUUAAGAACACGAUUAUGUGUAAUGUUUCUGAAUUCUUUUUUUCUUUACUGUGAGAAGAGAGAGCAAGAAAUGCUCCUGUGUGAAUUUGUCCAGUGUGGUUGUAUAUCAAGUGUAAAAGUGAAAUUUAAGAUUUUAACGAAUGCACCUGACUGGAGGCCAGGCAAGAUCUGCAGAGUUGGUGAAGUUUUCUUUUUUUUUUCUUUGUCUUUUUUUUAUUUGGGCUAUGAAAUUGAAACUGAACAAAUCCUCGUGCACAACAAAAAAUAUAUAUCUAUAUUUUUUUGAAAAUGCUCCGAAAUAGUUGCAUUUGCAUGUAGACGUAGAAAAACCAAACAAAAAAGAGCUGACACAACACGAGAAAAUCUCCCCCUGCAGAAAUUGCUCAGGCUUCACAACAGACCCAUACACUUUAGACUGAAGCGUUCAUAUAUGUGUGUGUGCGUGCGUGCGUGCGUGCGUGUGUGUGUCUUUCAGUGGCAGAAAGGCCAAAAAUGAUGUAUGUUUUAUUGUUCUUCACAUUUAAUGACGACGAUAACAAUACACUCCAUUCCAUAAGCCUUCACUCAAACCAAUUAAAGCACUUGCUCUGCUUAA